Messenger RNA from Propithecus coquereli (Coquerel's sifaka), 3651 nucleotides. RefSeq names its product Werner syndrome, RecQ helicase-like (gene WRN). Gene Ontology annotation, molecular function: 3'-5' exonuclease activity; four-way junction helicase activity; nucleic acid binding. The transcript is spliced from 28 exons. The record is from RefSeq and is a predicted model, not a curated record. Gene Ontology annotation, cellular component: nucleoplasm; chromosome; cytoplasm. NCBI's taxonomy places the organism in Eukaryota, Metazoa, Chordata, Mammalia, Primates, Indriidae. Gene Ontology annotation, biological process: telomere maintenance; double-strand break repair via homologous recombination.
AUGCAUGAAGAAACAUUGCAAUCAGUUCUACCGGGGCAGAAAUUUCCUAAAUGGAUGUGUAUGAAGAAAGAAAGUUGUGCUGUAGAAGAAAGAAAGGCAUCUUCUGUUCAGAAGAGUGUUUUUGAAGAUGACCUUCCCUUCUUAGAAUUCACUGGAUCCAUUGUGUAUAGUUAUGAAGCCAAUGAUUGCUCUCUCCUAUCAGAAGACAUUAGCAUGAGUCUAUCUGAUGGAGAUGUGGUAGGAUUUGACAUGGAAUGGCCACCAGUAUACAAUAAAAGGAAACUCGGCAAAGUUGCACUAAUUCAAUUGUGUGUGUCUGAGAGCAAAUGUUACUUGUUUCACAUUUCUGCUAUGUCAGUUUUCCCUCAGGGAUUAAAAAAUUUGCUUGAAAACGAAGCAAUUAAAAAAGCAGGUGUAGGAAUUGAAGGAGAUCAGUGGAAACUUCUACGUGACUUUGAGAUCAAAUUGAAGAGUUUUGUGGAGUUGACAGAUGUUGCCAAUAAAAAGCUGAAAUGUAGAGAGACCUGGAGCCUCAAUGGUCUGGUUAAACACCUCUUGGGUAAACAGCUUUUGAAAGAUAAGUCUAUCCGCUGUAGUGAUUGGAGUAAUUUUCCCCUCACUGAAGACCAGAAACUGUAUGCAGCCACUGAUGCUUAUGCUGGUCUCAUCAUUUAUCGAAAAUUAGAAAUUUUGGGUGAUGCUGUGCAAAUGUUUGCUAUAAAUAAAGUGGAGGAAAUCCUACCUAGUGACAUGAAGAAACAAUUGACUUCAAUCUCUGAGGAGGCGAUGGAUCUGGCUACACAUCUUCCCAACACUUUCAGAAAAUUGGAACAUCCACAGAGGGUUUCUAACCUAUUAAAGGAUAUUUCAGAAAAUCUGUAUUCACUGAGGAAGAUGAUAUUUGGUUCUACUAACACCGAGGCUGAACCGAAGCCCAGCAAUAAUUUUAACUUAUUAUCAUUGGAGGAUUCAACUGUUGGUGGAGUACAACAGAAACAAAGUAGAGAACAUAAAAUUUUUGCUGAUGUUAAAGAUGACACAUCGGACACAACACUUGAUAAUUUAGUUCAAUGUGAUGGACAAAAUGUACUUGGAAAUGAAGUGAAACAAAAAGAAGAUGGAUUUGAAGAUGGCAUAGAAGGCAAUGAAUCGAAAGAUAAUAAGGAAAGAAUUUGUUUAAUGUCGUUAGAUGUUACAGAAUCUGAACUUCAAAUGUGGGAACAGCAGGCUCAGGAAGAAUAUGAUAGGGAUGUUACUUCCAAAUCUGCUGAGCACUUGCUUCCUGGAGAUUCUCCCACGGAUACAUCUCAUGUAAUUGAAAGUGAUGAAGAUUUAGAAGUGGAGAUGCUUAAGUUUUCAGAGAACCUAAAUAAAGGCAUGGUAGAACCAACUCAUUCUCAUUGCUUAGAAAUGGAAAGAAAUCUGGGUCUUCCAACUGAAGAAGAAGAUAAAGAUGAAGAUGAAAAUGAAGCUAUUGAAGAGGAAGAAAAAGAUGAAAAUGAAAAUGAAGCUAUUGAAGAGGAAGAAGAUGAUGAGAAGGGUAAGCACCAAAAUAUGUUUGAAAUGACUUUUUGCUUUUUACCUUUGAGGGUUCAGUGGAAAGUGAUUCAUUCAGUAUUGGAGGAAAGAAGAGAUAAUGUUGUUGUCAUGGCAACUGGAUAUGGAAAGAGUUUGUGCUUCCAGUAUCCACCUGUUUAUGUUGGCAAGAUUGGCAUCGUCAUCUCUCCUCUUAUUUCUUUGAUGGAAGACCAAGUGCUCCAGCUUAAGUAAGUCAUGUUAUCACUGCCCUCUUUUUUUCUUCUGCAUAAAAAUCCUGAGCUCCUCCUGCUUGGGGCCGGCACUUCCCCUUUUUUUCUUUCGGGUAUCACACUUAUUGCUGUGGAUGAGGCUCACUGUAUUUCUGAAUGGGGGCAUGAAUUUAGAACGUCAUUUAGGAAAUUGGGCUCCCUAAAGACAGCACUCCCAUUGGUUCCAGUUGUUGCACUCACUGCGACUGCAAGUUCUUCAAUCCAGAAAGACAUUGCACGUUGCUUACAUCUGAGGGAUACUCAGUUUACCUGUACUGGCUUUGAUCGACCAAACCUGUAUUUAGAAGUUGCAAAAAAAACAGGGAAUAUCCUUCAGGAUCUGAAACAAUUUCUUGUCAAAAAGACGAGAUCUCCCUCCUCAUCAGUGUUCCUUCGUGUAUUCUGUCCAACUAUCAUCUAUUGUACUUCCAGAAAAAUGACAGAAAAAGUUACAGCUGAACUUAACAAACUGAAUUUAUCCUGUGGAACAUACCAUGCAGGCAUGAAUGUGGUCCAAAGGAAAGAGACUCAUCAUAAGUUCAUGAGAGAUGAAAUUCAGAAUUCUCAGCGUCUUCCAGAUCAGUAUCGUACUCACAGUUUCUUUGGCACUGGCAAGGAAAAGACAGAGAGUUGGUGGAAGACUCUUUCCUGUCAGCUCAUAACUGAGGGAUUCUUGCAAAAAAUUCCUGGGCAUAACAAAUAUGCGGAGAUUUGCACCCUUACUGGGAAGGGUAGAAAUUGGCUUGUUAAAGCCAAUACAGAAUCUCCUCCCAGACUUAUCCUUCAAGCUAAUGAAUAUGAAGAGUGUAUCAUGGUGCAGUCACCAGAAAAAUCUUACACUUCUUCAGAACCUGUUAUUUCAGCUCAAGAGCAGGAGACUCAGACUGUGUUAUAUGGCAAAUUGGUAGACGCUAGGCAGAAACAUGGCGAUAAGAUGGAUGUUCCUCCAGCUAUUCUGGCAACGAACAAGAUACUGGUGGAUAUGGCCAAAAUGAGACCAACUACGGUUGAAAAUCUAAAAAAGAUCGAUGGUGUUUCUGAAGGCAAAGCUACUAUGUUGACCCCUCUGUUGGAAGUCAUCAAACAUUUCUGCCAAGUAAAUAAUGUUCAGACAAACCUCUUUUCAAGUACAAAACCUCAAGAAGAACAGAAGAAAAAAUACUCAUUUUCACAUUCUCCGAUGAUCACUUAUUCUUUAUUCCAAAAAAAGAAGAUGUCUGUGAAUCGUGUAGCUGAGAUCAGGAUUCUGCCUCUCAAAACAGUUGCCAUGCAUUUAUCCCAAGCGGUGAAAGCUGGCUACCCCCUAGAUUUGGAGCGAGCAGGACUGACUCCAGAGGUUCAGAAGAUUAUUGCUGGUGUUAUCCGAAACCCUCCCGUCAACUCAGAUAUGAAUAAAAUAGAAUUAAUUAGAACAUUAGUUCCUGAAAACAUUGACACGUACCUUAUCCACAUGGCAGUUGAGCUCCUUAAAAAUGAUUGUGACAGCAGACUGUUAUGCCAACCUUCAUGUGACUCCAACAAAAAGAGAUGUUUCCCCAACUCUGAAGAGAGCUGUUCAAGUUCUAAGAGAAGCAAGGAAGAAGUAGACACUAAUACUGAGGUUCAUGGAAAACAUCUUGAAAAUUUUUCACUGAAAGACGAAAGUCACAGCAAUUCCAUAAGACUAACUUCUCGGAAUGAGCCAUUGAACCAUCCAGAGAGAGAGGAUUUAUUUGCAGAUUCUCAUGUACAGCAGAGCUGCCACUACCACCUCUCCUACGUCCUCUACCUGUGUAAGAGGAGUACGGGUCUGAGAGAGAAAUUAGUUUACAAGAAGACACGGUUUGUGGAGGACAACGAACCUUUCAUCCUCUCUUUGCCAUGA